AGGCGACACCCAUGUGGCUAGUCCAUCUCCAAACCACGUCUCCGUAAAUAACAGAGUUUUAUUGCAAAUUGGCAGUUCCAUUCCACCUACGCGCCGCAUCGUCCCUCGGAAUUUCUAUCGAUCCGAUCUACAUCAAUUCGGAUCGCAGUGCUUAAUUCCUAUUUGAGUGUUGUAUGAAUUGGUGGCGACACAGCGGACAGUUGCUCAAACGGUUUCAAUUCCAAAUCCGGACGAAACGCCGGAGCCCCAUUAAUCAAUUAGCCGGCGAACGGACAAUCGCACACUGUUUCUCGUGGAAAAUGACGGAUCAGGUCAAGUAUUUGGAUACGCCGGACAAGUCCGAGACAGACAAGAAGCUGUACAAGACGCUGCUUUUGGGUAAUGGCUUGCAUGCCCUCCUCGUCUCCGAUCCCACUCCAAUACCAGUAGAUGGGUACGAGUCCUCAUCAGAGAAGUCAUCGAGCAGUGGUUCCGAGACCACAAGCAGCGAUACCAGCUCCUCAGAUGGUUGCGGCAGUAGUGAAUCGGAAUGUGAGGAGGGCGAUGAAAAGCUAGCCGCUUGCGCCUUGAUGAUCGACUACGGAUCUUUUGCUGAGCCCUCAAAGUACCAAGGAUUGGCGCAUUUUCUUGAGCACAUGAUAUUCAUGGGCUCUGAGAAAUACCCAACGGAGAAUAUUUUUGAUGCGCACAUUAAGAAAUGCGGUGGCUUUAGCAAUGCCAACACAGAUUGCGAGGAGACGCUGUUUUAUUUCGAGGUUGCUGAGAAGCAUUUGGAUUCCAGCUUGGACUAUUUUACGGCGCUGAUGAAGGCUCCGCUGAUGAUGCAGGAGGCCAUGCAGCGCGAACGCAUGGCCGUCGAUUCGGAAUUCCAACAGAUUUUGCAAGACGACGAGUCGAGGCGGGAUCAGCUGCUUGCUAGCUUGGCCACUAAAGGUUUCCCCCACGGCACCUUUGCCUGGGGCAAUAUGAAAUCCCUAAAAGAUAACGUGGACGAUGCGGAGCUGCAUAAGGUUCUGCACGAGAUACGAAAGGAACACUAUGGCGCCAAUCGUAUGUACGUUUGUCUGCAGGCUCGUUUGCCCAUGGAUGAGCUGGAAUCAUUGGUGGUGCGUCAUUUUUCGGAAAUUCCCCACAAUGAUGUAAAGGCUCCCGAUUUGUGCAAGUUCAAUUAUAGGAAUGCCUUUAAGCCUGAAUUCCAUGAGCAGGUCUUCUUCGUAAAGCCUGUAGAGAACGAGUGUAAGCUGGAACUAACUUGGGUGCUACCUAAUGUGCGUCAAUAUUACCGCAGUAAGCCCGAUCAAUUUCUAUCAUAUCUGCUGGGCUACGAAGGGCGUGGCAGCUUAUGUGCCUACUUGAGACGCCGCUUGUGGGCUCUGCAUCUAAUUGCCGGCAUCGAAGAGAACGGUUUCGACAUGAACUCUAUUUAUUCUCUGUUCAACGUAUGCAUUUAUCUCACGGAUGAGGGUUUCAAAAAUCUGGACGAAGUGCUGGCCGCCACCUUUGCCUACGUUAAGCUCUUCUGCAACUGUGGAUCCAUGAAGGAAGUUUACGAGGAGCAACAGCGUAUCGAAGAAACAGGAUUCCGGUUCCAAGCUCAGCGACCUGCCUUCGAUAAUGUCCAGGAACUAGUCUUGAACUCAAAGCAUUUCCCACCCAAGGAUAUUCUUACAGGCAAGGAGCUCUACUACGAAUACAAUGAAGAGCAUCUCAAUGAUCUAAUUAGCCACCUUAACGAGCCAAAGUUCAACCUGAUGGUAACCUCGCGAAACAAGUACGAGGGCGUUUCCGCCUACGAUCAGACCGAAGAGUGGUUUGGCACCGAGUAUGCCACCAUCCCGAUGCCUGAAAAGUGGCGCAAGCUUUGGGACGAAUCGAAGUCCCUACCAGAAUUGUUCUUGCCCGAGCCAAAUAAAUUUGUGACUGAUGACUUCACAUUGUUGUGGCACUCGAUUGGAAAGCCUGAACUACCCGCUGCCCCGAAGAAGCUUCUUAAGACGGACACUUGCGAGUUGUGGUUCCGCCAGGAUGAUAAGUUUGAGUUACCCGAAGCCCAUAUGUCUAUAUACUUUAUUUCGCCGCUUCAGCGACAAAGUGCCAAGAAUGAUGCCAUGUGCGCACUUUACGAGGAACUAGUAAAGUUCCAUGUGUGCGAGGAACUUUAUCCAGCCAUUAGUGCUGGUCUUUCUUACACACUCAACACCGUCGAAAAGGGUUUGCUCCUCAAAGUGAGCGGCUAUAAUGAGAAACUUCAUCUUAUCGUUGAAGCCAUUGCCGAGGGAAUGCUCCAUGUGGCAGACACACUCGACGAAAAGAUGCUGGCUGCCUUCCGGAAAAAUCAACGUAAGAACUUGUUCAACGCGUUGAUCAAACCAAGGACACUCAACAGGGACAUUCGUUUGUGUGUGCUAGAGCAAAUCCGUUGGCUUAUGAUCGACAAGUACAAGUGCCUCAACGAUAUUAGCUUGGAGGAUCUUCGCGAGUUUGCUCGCCAGUUUCCGAAGGAAUUGUACAUCCAGUCUCUUAUUCAAGGCAACUAUACCGAGGAGUCUGCUCACAAUGUACUGAAUUCGGUGCUGAGUCGCCUCAAUUGCCAGGCUAUCAAAGAACAGCGUUAUGUAGAGGAUAGAACUAUUCAAUUGCCAUUGGGAACCAAUGUGAUUCGUUGCCAUGCUCUCAACGAGCAGGAUACCAAUACGGUGAUCACAAACUUCUAUCAAAUCGGGCCCAAUACACUUCGUGUGGAGAGCAUUCUUGAUCUGUUGAUGAUGUUUGUGGACGAACCUUUGUUUGAUCAACUGAGAACCAAGGAGCAGCUUGGCUACCAUGUGGGUGCCACCGUACGAGUUAACUACGGAAUUGCUGGUUAUUCGAUUAUGGUCAAUUCGCAAGAGACAAAAGCUUCGGCACACUAUGUUGAGGGCCGCAUCGAGGCGUUCCGUGUCCAAAUGCUGCAAAUUCUACGCAAUCUUGAACGGGAUGAGUACGAGCACACCCGUGACUCGUUGAUUAAGCUAAAGUUGGUGGCAGAUAUUUCACUGAGCUCAGAAAUGGAUCGCAAUUGGGACGAGAUAAUUAACGAGGAUUAUCUAUUCGAUCGCCGACGUCGUCAAAUUGAAAUUUUACGCACGCUUGAGAAAUCAGAGAUCAUUGAUUUCCUUUUGGACAUUGAUACCAAUAACAUGAGGAAGCUUUCCGUACAGGUGAUUGGACAUCGUCGACCUGAUAUGCCAGAGCCUGUGCAUGGAACGUACAUCAAUUGCUCUGACUUGAAGAAAGGUGAAGAUGCUAACGAAGAUGACGAAGACGAGACUGAAACUGAAAAGAGUACAUCCGAUGAUGAAGAAGAGGACGAUGAGGAUUUGUUUGCGGCUCUGGAAAACAAGCUAAAUGUUGUCUUUUUACCCCAAAUGGACCAACAAAAUACCAUAAAGGAUAUUAAUGAGUUUAAAAAGAGUCUGGUAGUUUAUCCCAAGCGGAAAGACCAAACGGAGGCGGAGGAGGACUUGUCACGCGCUGCACGCAUCGAGGAUGCUUUGGGAAAGGCGUGAGAUUGUCAAGCAUGAAACCACCCACCAGCUAUCUCUCAUAUACCUCCCAUUACACACUUUGUUUAAUUAGCCAAAGGUAGAAGAUUAAUUUCACAGAAUGCAAGCUCUUUUUACACACCAACCAACCUGACCAAGUCAGCAAUUUGCUCUCAUGUUGUAAGGACGCGCCUCCGUUAAUACGAGUAUAAUAAUUUUUACACACAAAAUACAGCAGUGCUAAUGACAAAUGCAUUUUGGAGUUCUCCAAACACCAUAGAUAUUCGAUUGCACAGUCUUCGUACUGAUUUAAUACAUAAAUAAAAAUCAAAAUUCAAAGUAAA
Messenger RNA from Drosophila eugracilis, 3868 nucleotides. Its product is annotated as nardilysin. Gene Ontology annotation, biological process: proteolysis. The record is from RefSeq and is a predicted model, not a curated record. The transcript has 4 exons. NCBI's taxonomy places the organism in Eukaryota, Metazoa, Arthropoda, Insecta, Diptera, Drosophilidae. Bases 174 to 3548 code for a protein of 1124 amino acids. Gene Ontology annotation, molecular function: metalloendopeptidase activity; metal ion binding.